GCUAUAGCUUCCUCAGUAAGAACCUUCAUUCGAGCCUGCAGACAAAAUAGAAUGCGCAAAAGUACAACCUUCAUUUCAGCCGUUUAUUAAGUGAAGACUUAAUCUUACAAUAUAGAUGCACUGUAUUCAAGUUUUUGCUUCUUUUUCUUCUUCUUCUUCAUGUUUUCCGGCGAGAAAAAACCUCCAAUUCUUCUCCGGUGCAGCUCUUCCCUUCUUCUCUUUCUAUCAGCUGCUUGCCUCAUCUUUUGGUUCCCUUCAUCUCCUGAAACUCUAAUCCAACAACAACAUGACCUCCACAUUCAACAUCAUGAUCCUCCUCAUGUUAAUCAAACUCGAAACCAGAACAACAACAACAACAACAACAAAAACGCCGACGGUCUCAUUACUCCCACCAAACCAUCCGUCACAGUUCCGACUUGCAACCAAAAACUGUCUGUCUACCUAUACACAUUGCCGAAGAAGUUCAACCUCGGACUCCUUCACAACUGCCACAACCUGAACUUUCGUACCGACAUGUGCCCCCACGUAGCAAACUCCGGACUCGGCCAGCCACUUCCGACCAUGGGCCCCACAUUAGCAACCAACAGCAGCAGCAGCUGGUUCGCCACCAACCAGUUCGCGGCGGAGAUAAUCUUCCACGCGCGUCUCCUGAACCACCCCUGCCGCACGUACGACCCCACACGUGCCACUCUCUUCUACGUACCCUACUACGGCGGCCUUCACGUUUCGAGCAAGUUCCGGGAACGGAAUCUAACCGCACGCGACGAGCUCGACGUCAGCUUAGUUGACUAUCUACAAUCCCAAUCCACGUGGCAGAAGCACAAUGGGAAGGACCAUUUUAUCACCCUGGGACGCAUCGUACGUGAUUUUACGUCGUCGUGGAUAGGAGCCGGCCGUCUCCUUAAACUCGCCGGAGUCGAAAACAUGUCGGUUCUGAUCAUCGAGAGAAACCCUUUUAAAGGCUCGAACCAACACGGCAUACCCUACCCUUCCUAUUUCCACCCGUCCACGUGGCAAGAGAUGUCCACGUGGCAGACUAAGAUGAGAGAAACUCACCGGCACCACUUGUUCUCUUUCAUCGGCGCGAAGAGAAGGAAGGCGGCGAUCCGGAACGAGUUCAUAAAGCAAUGCGGCGAGUCAACUCGGUGCAUGUUAUUGAAUUGUCGCGGGAGUAAUGAGGAAGCUAGAAAAUGCCAAGAGCCGAGUGAGGUGUUGAAGGUGAUGAGUGAGUCCGUGUUUUGUUUACAAGCCCCCGGCGACUCGUUCACGAGGCGGUCAACGUUUGACUCGGUGCUGGCCGGUUGCAUUCCCGUGUUCUUUUCGCCGCACACGGCGUACAGUCAGUACCAGUGGUAUUUGCCGGGGGAAAGGAGCAAGUAUUCUGUGUAUAUAGAUCAGAGAAGUAAAGCGAGGAAGAGAAUUGAAGAGGUGCUGUUGAAGAUUCCGAGCGAGAAGGUUAGGAUGAUGCGAGAGAAGAUUAUAGGUUUGAUCCCGAGUUUGACUUAUGCUAACCCGAAUGCGAGUGAUUUUGGGUUUGAAGAUGCUGUUGAUGUUGCGCUUGCAUCAUUGGCCGAGCAAGUAAAGAAAUUUGUUGAUUGAUUUUGAUGUUGGGGAGGUGUUAACUGGGAUUUUUUUAUGAUUUGUAUUUUGAAGGCAACUUUUACGUUAAUUGAUUUGUUAAAAGGGCCGGUAAACAGUAUUGGUUGCCAGAAUUUUGAAUGUAUAUUUAUAUGAUCUGGACAUACAGUAUAUCGUUCUUAUUAAAUAGUGGUGCCAAUUUCUCUUCAAGUGAUGUAUCUAAAACUCCAUUGAACUCUCAGUUGACAUAUAUUGCUUGUUGACGUUAUCAUCUAUUCCUUUCGAUCUCAAGAGGAAAUCAGGGAGGCUUUUUCUUUUUCUUUUUUUCAAAAGGAGGCAUCAAUAUAUAAUUAAGAAGAGGAACUCGUUCAUGGUGGUUGACAGAACCCUUAUCCAUGGAAGCUCUAUCUCACAACCACCAUCAACGUCUUUACAAAUUUGCAGUCGCAACCACCAUGAACCACCAUCAACGUCUUGAAACCACCUAAUAAGGAGGCUCACUGUUGCAGUCGCAACCACUAUUAGCUUGUAUCUGACACAACUCUAAUCCGCGGAAGCUCUGUCUCACAAGCACCAUCAUUCCAUCAACGUCUUUACAAAUCACCUGAGGAGGCUUAUUCUUUAAUUUGC
Rosa chinensis is the source of this 2208-nucleotide messenger RNA. Its product is annotated as probable xyloglucan galactosyltransferase GT17. Gene Ontology annotation, molecular function: glycosyltransferase activity. The record is from RefSeq and is a predicted model, not a curated record. Bases 160 to 1599 code for a protein of 479 amino acids. The transcript has a single exon. Lineage: Eukaryota; Viridiplantae; Streptophyta; Magnoliopsida; Rosales; Rosaceae.